Cylindrotheca closterium is the source of this 1131-nucleotide messenger RNA. NCBI's taxonomy places the organism in Eukaryota, Bacillariophyta, Bacillariophyceae, Bacillariales, Bacillariaceae. The record is from the annotation of a GenBank genome assembly.
AUGCUUAGGCUACCGUUAUUCAAUAUUUUACUGCUGCUGAAUAUCCUUGGACACGGUGCAUUUGGGGAAGAGAGUGCAUUCAUAAGACACAGUCAAGAAGUUCACAACUUGAUUCAGUGGCUGGAAUCCGCUGGUGGGUUUUUGGAUUCCCGUGUGGAAAUUCGACGAUUGGAUCCGGAAGAUCCAAGCUCCUACUUUGGUGUGUUUGCCAAUGCCCCAAUACAAGAAAAUGAGAUAUUGAUGAGAAUACCUGGCGAAUUAAAGAUUCAAAUAGUUGAUGAUGGCAAUGACUGGGAGUACGAUGAAGAAGUAUGUGAACUCAGUUGGAUGUUGAAAGCGGAAUUCGAAAAAGGUGACAAGAGCAAGUUCCUUCCUUACAUAAACUACCUAAGGACGCAAGUCGAAGGUCAGAUUCCGGGAGCAUGGUCAUCAGCAGGCCAAGGUCUUCUAUUGAAGGUCCAAGGAGGCUUGCGAAUCAAUGGCGCUUAUGAGGAAGAAGAACCGUCAUCUAUUGUCAGCUGGCUCCGAUCCUAUGCCGAGGAAGAAUGCGCAGUCGGUGACGAGACUCUGGAUCCCCAUUUUAUUGCUUUGACUGUACAGCGUGGAUAUGACUCGGCUUUGAUUCCGAUUUACGAUAUGUUGAACCACUCCAAUCACCCUGAGAAAGUAAAUACCAUGACAGAUUCUUCGCUUCAUGACUUCGACGACGAAUUCACCGUCCAGGCGCUACGACAUCUGAAGGCAGGCGAAGAACUUCACUACGCUUACCAUGAUACGAGCUCUGACGAAUGGGGAACACCAGAAAUUCUUCGUGACUUUGGAUUUGUGGAAGGAUAUCCGCAUACGUUUCACAUAUCCGAUGGUGUGACCAUUGUUGUCGAUCAAGUUGAAUCCGAUGAUGGACAACUGGAAUAUGUUGCCUCAUGCUUGAAUGAAAACUGCCCAGAAAGUUCUUGGAUAGAAGAAAAAGUCCAAGCGCUGAUGGAAGUAGAAGAGAUCCUUUUGCCAGAAGUGGCGAUGGCGAAGUUGCAAGUUCCUCCAAGAGAGCUUGCAAUUAUCAAGGAAUAUCACCAAGCUUUGCUUGUGGCUUUUUCUUCAAUAUCGUCCAAGUGCCCAGAUCCGGAUACGUAA